AUGCAUUCCGUCGCACCCCGUCUGCUCUCCAGAGCUUCUGCUUCUUCUUCUUCUAUUCGUUCUAAUGUCUUGAUCUCCUCGCGACCUUCUUUCCGUCUUCAGCAGCGAUUCCCGGCGCGUCGCUUUUACUCCUCCGAGCCUCCUAAGAAGUCUUCCGGCAUCAAGUUCUGGCCAUUCCUCGUCGUCAUUGGUGGUGGUAGUUUAGCCUACAAGUUUCUUGUCGACCAGAGAGCAGAAAUGGCCGCUCUUCCCGCUCCCUCAUCCAAUGCCGCCCUCCCCUCCCCUCAAAAGUCCACGCCGACUUUCUCCCCCGACGACGUCACCGUCCUCUUCGUCCUUGGCGGCCCCGGCGCCGGCAAGGGCACCCAAUGCGCCAAGCUGGUUUCCGACUACGGCUUCACUCACCUCUCCGCCGGUGACCUCCUCCGCGCUGAGCAGGACCGCCCCGGCUCGCAGUUCGGGCAGCUUAUCAAGGAUUAUAUCAAGGACGGUCUCAUCGUGCCCAUGGAAGUGACUGUUCAGCUCCUCGAGAACGCCAUGACCGAGACCAUCCAGAAGCAGGGCAACAAGCGCUUCCUCAUUGACGGCUUCCCGCGUAAGAUGGACCAGGCCAUCAAGUUCGAGGAGACCGUCUGCCCUGCCAAAUUCGUCCUCUUCUACGACUGCCCCGAGAGUGUCAUGGAGAGCCGCCUGCUCGAACGUGGCAAGACGAGCGGCCGCACCGACGACAACGCCGAAAGCAUCCGCAAGCGCUUCCGCACGUUUGUCGAGACCAGCAUGCCCGUGGUGGACUACUUCGAGAAGCAAGGCCGCGUUGUCAAGCUCGAUGCUACCCCCCCACCGCAGGAUGUCUACGCCAAGACCCGCGCGGAACUUAACAAGCGUCUGGGUCUGUAG
Colletotrichum graminicola M1.001 is the source of this 897-nucleotide messenger RNA. Its product is annotated as UMP-CMP kinase. The transcript has 2 exons. The record is from RefSeq and is a predicted model, not a curated record. Gene Ontology annotation, cellular component: cytoplasm; nucleus. The coding region runs from base 1 to 897 and encodes 298 amino acids. NCBI's taxonomy places the organism in Eukaryota, Fungi, Ascomycota, Sordariomycetes, Glomerellales, Glomerellaceae. Gene Ontology annotation, biological process: 'de novo' pyrimidine nucleobase biosynthetic process; CDP biosynthetic process; UDP biosynthetic process. Gene Ontology annotation, molecular function: UMP kinase activity; ATP binding.